GCCACCCGGGGGGACCGAGGGCGGGCGGAGCGGUUCUGUGCCGCGCCGCGCGGCGCCCGCGGCCAAGUUGUGAGGAGUCCGGAGGGGGACCCACACUCCGACCGCCUUCAAAGCGCUUGGGCAUCGGCUGGCAGACUGGUGCAUCCGAGCAGCGCGUGGCGAUGAUCCCCAAAGAGAGGCCCGACGGCCAGGGCGCCGGCGAAGACGGCCAGGGGUGUGACCCACUGGUUCAGACACCUCAUAGCCACCUACAGAGUCGCAAAGCCCAGAUCCAUCAGCAGAUCAACAAGGAGCGGCGCAUGCGGGCAGGUGCAGAGAACCUCUACAGGGCCACAAGCAACCCCCAGGUUCGAGAGACAGUAGCCUUGGAGCUGAGCUACGUCAAUUCCAGCCUGCAGCUACUAAAGGAAGAGCUGGAGGAGCUGAGUGGAGGGAUAGAUGCCGAGCUGCCAGAGAGUGAAGGAACCGUGGUCCCAAUGAUCCCCCUGGGACUGAAAGAGACCAAAGAGCUGGACUGGGCCACACCCCUAAAGGAGCUAAUCUCAGGGCACUUUGGAGAGGACAGCACAUCCUACGAGGCAGAAAUCAGGGAACUGGAGGACCUCCAGCAGGCCAUGCAGACCCCAAGCCGGAAUGAGGCCGGGCUGGAGCUGCUCACCACCUACUACACCCAGCUAGGCUUCCUGGAUGCACGCUUCAUGGCCCCCACCAGGAGCCUGGGGCUGCUCUUCCACUGGUAUGACUCACUGACUGGAGUCCCGGCCCAGCAGCGUGCCCUGGCCUUCGAGAAAGCCAGUGUGCUCUUCAAUAUCGGAGCCCUGCAUACCCAGAUAGGUGCACGCCAGAACCGCUCCUGCCCCGAGGGUGCCCGCCUCACCGUGGAGGCCUUCCAGCAGGCUGCGGGAGUCUUUAGCCUGCUGAGGGAGAACUUCUCCCAUGCACCAAGCCCUGACAUGAGCCCUGAGUGGCUCUCCAUGCUGAAGCAGCUCAUGACCGCCCAGGCCCAGGAGUGUGUCUUCGAGGGCCUUUCUCUGCUGGGCCCACCAGCCCCCCAUGACUGCCUGGCACACCUGCACCUGGCUCAAGAGGCUGCCCAGGUGGCAACCGAGUACAAGCUGGUGCACCAGACCAUGGUCCAGCCACCAGUCUGCGACUAUGUGCCUUUUGCCUGGACCACGUUGGUGCAUGUCAAGGCCGAGCACUUCCGUGCCCAGGCCCACUACCACGCCGCUGUGGCCCUCUGUGACAGCCCGGAGGCAACUGAGGGGGAGCUCCUGGCACUGAAGCAGAUCUUCAUCUGGCUGUCCGACCCAUUAGAGCUGCCCCCAGAGCUGGAGGAGCGCAGGAAGCUUGGCAAAGCCCACCUGAAGCGUGCCAUCCUGGGCCAGGAGGAGGCGCUGAGGCUUCAUGCCAUGUGUCGGGCACUGCGUGCUGUGGACCCUCUGCAGACUGUGCUGGCCCAAGUACUGCAAUGCUCCCUGGCCAAGUACUCAGAGCUUGACCUUGAGGAUGACUUCUGCGAGGUGGAGGAGGCCCCCGACAUCUGGCCCAAGACCCAGCAGAAGCCUGAGGUCAAGAUGCCCAGCUUCUCCCAGACAAAGGUGGCUGACAUCUUCCACCGGCUGGGGCCUCUGUCUGUUUUCUCAGUCAAGAACAGCUGGCAGCUGGUGGGACCUGUGCACAUGACCCGAGGCAAGGGGGGCUUUGGCUUCACGCUGCGGGGUGAUUCCCCUGUCCUCAUUGCUGCAGUCAUCCCAGGGAGCCAGGCCGCGGAGGCAAGCCUCAAGGAAGGUGACUACAUUGUUUCUCUGAAUGGGCAGCCAUGCAAGUGGUGGAAACACACGGAGGUGGUGGCACAGCUUCGGGGUGUGGGUGAUGAGGGGGUGAGCCUGCAGGUGGUCAGGCUGCUGCCCAGCCCCCAACCCAGCAUGGGUGACUGCCGCUCGGCCCUGGGGGCACUGCUGAAGAAUCAGAAGGAAUGUGGCUGGGAGACCCCGGUAUCUACACAGGCCAGCUCUAGGCCCCUCCUGGGCUGGAGCCACAAAGUCAGGCAGGCCAAGCCCCAAGGGAGGCAGGCCCCACCCCCACAGCCCUAAGGUGGGGCCCCCCUGCUCCCAUGGACUGGCUGGAGCCAGGAACCUAUUCCCCCAUCCUAAGGACCUGCAGGCCAGAUGUCCGCCUCCAACUGCCCAUUAAAGAGUGUUGUGGGCCAAGGAGUUAGCACAGCAGCUUGUGUAUAAGACUCAUGCCUGAGCCUCUGAGGCCCCAGGUUAAAUCUCCAGCACCACCAUUAGCCACAGUUGAGCAGUGCUCUGGUUAAGAAAAGACAAAAAGGUGCUCUGAUCUAGUGAACCAGAGCUGGGCAUCUGGCCUCCACCCAGGAAGGGACAUUUUGCUCUGGGGAGUGCACAGAGCUUACAUGUAUCCAGAUGUUCACAUGGCCUGGCCACUGCUUCCCAUCACUCUGGAGAUUGUGACUCUCUGCCCUUGCACCACCCCUGCCUCAUUCACACACUGAGCUGGCUCCACUCCACCAGACUUCUGAGGUCUCUCCAACACUCCCCAGGCUGGAAGGAGCUGGGCUUCUUCCCAGGCCUCCAGAUCUCUGUCCUACCUGAGCCUGUCCCCACAGCCUUCUGGGGAUCUGCAUCACCACCUCUCUCCAAGAGUCCCCAUCAACUCCCUCACCCAGAAGCCAGUAAGAGGAGCUCUUGGUCCUGAAGCCUGAGAGUGCAGGUUGGCCAGAGGUGUUGGGCCACCAGGGGGCAGCUGCUGUGCAUUCAAAUGGCUGUAGGAGGCAGAUGCAGGAGGGUGCAGCAGGAUACCCUCUCCCCACCUCUCUCUUCAGGCAUUGUCCCCAUCCCCUUUCUGAGGUUCCCCAGACAGGAACAACCCCCUGCCCUGCCCUCCUGAUUUCCUGUAGCUGGGAAGGUCCCAGGCAAGCAGUGAGGGGGCAGGGGAGUGUGUGUUGGGGAGACUUAGAGCUUGAGUGUGUCCUUCCAGGAAGAUCAGGGCAGAACCACCCCCAUCCUGGUGCCAGGGUCCAGACAUGUCCUUCUUGGGCGAAUGCCCUGCUCAGCAGAAUCACCAAGGUCACCUCCAACUACUAAUUUGAUUAAUAAAACUGUAUGUCAAAAAA
This is a messenger RNA of Erinaceus europaeus (western European hedgehog), 3139 nucleotides long. RefSeq names its product rhophilin Rho GTPase binding protein 1 (gene RHPN1). Bases 162 to 2096 code for a protein of 644 amino acids. Gene Ontology annotation, molecular function: protein binding. NCBI's taxonomy places the organism in Eukaryota, Metazoa, Chordata, Mammalia, Eulipotyphla, Erinaceidae. The transcript has 15 exons. Gene Ontology annotation, biological process: signal transduction; negative regulation of stress fiber assembly. The record is from RefSeq and is a predicted model, not a curated record.